This is a messenger RNA of Lathyrus sativus (Indian pea), 846 nucleotides long. Lineage: Eukaryota; Viridiplantae; Streptophyta; Magnoliopsida; Fabales; Fabaceae. The record is from the annotation of a GenBank genome assembly.
AUGGAGGGAGGAAUAGGAAGUAAAUAUGACAAUGUGGAGGGAGGAGUAGGAAAUGAAAAUGACAAUGUGGAGGGAAAUGAAGAUGACAAUGUGGAAGGAGGGAUAGGAAAGAAAGAUGAUAAUGUGGAUGGAAAGGAACAUGACAAUGUGGAUGAAGGCAAUGAUUCAUUAAGUGAAGGUGAUGAGGAAUAUGUUGAAAGUGAAGGUGAGAAUGAUUCGUCAAGUGAAGGUGAGGAUGAUUAUGUUACAAGUAAGGAUGACACAGAUUCAAUCAAUGUGGAUUGGACCUUAGUGAUACAAGGUAGUGAAGAUGUGUGUCAAGUUGCUAAGAAAGAAUGUGAUUAUGACUCUGAUCAGCUACAUACUUCUCCUGAUAACGGGGAUGAUGAAAAAAAAAUUGAAAAAUUCCCAUCUUUUAGAAGUGGUGAAGGAUUACAAUUUCAACUGGAUAUCCUUUUUAACAACAAAGAAUUAGUGAGAGAGGCUGUAAAGGAUUAUUUAAUGGAUAUGAAGAAAAAUCAAGUUGUUAGUCUUAUAGAUGAACAUAGGUGUUGUAGAACACCUAAGAAUAGGCAAGCAAAACCAGGUUGGCUAGCUAAGAGGUUUACAAAUAUUUUAAGAUAUAACCCUAAUAUGAAACCUGUGGGUUUGAUUGAUGAGUCAUUUGAUAGAUGGGGAGUGAAAUUAUCCCAUGAUCAAGCAUAUAGAGCCAAAAGAAGGGCAAUGGAUAUGAUUCAAGGAGCUGGAAUUGAUCAAUUUUCACAUUUGAGAAGUUAUGCUGAAGAGCUGCUUAAAUCAAACCCAAAUAGUACAAUUCUGGUGCAAUGUGUUGACUCUAAGGAAUGA